UUGCUUAUUGAAACGUUACAGAUCCUCAACUCCAUUGCGUCCCUCGGCCUUGGUGCUUUUCUCUUCGCUGCUACUCUUUUGGAUUCCACUCGUGCUCCUCUGGCCGUAUUGUUCUUAUGCUUGAGCAUGGCAUCUGCAGGACUCCACACUCCUGGAUGUCAAACGGCCCUUGUUUCUUUGGCUCCCGCUUACUCUGGUGCCAUCACAGGAUUCGCCUUUUUCUUCGUUGCUUGCUCUGGGAUUGUAAACCCCAUCAUGACGAAGUGGAUAGCACAGGUAUAUCACCUCUCAACUGAAUCACAACCCUAG
Messenger RNA from Strongylus vulgaris, 309 nucleotides. The record is from the annotation of a GenBank genome assembly. Lineage: Eukaryota; Metazoa; Nematoda; Chromadorea; Rhabditida; Strongylidae.